AUGCUCAUGCUCAAGCUCGCUUCCGCCUUUGCCCUGAUGGGUGCCACCCUGGCGCUCAACCUUGACGAUGCUGACUUGCCCCGUCCCCUGUGCCUCAGCAACAACGUCGAUAAGGGUCGUCAACGAUCUCGUGAUGCCGAUGCUGUCAUCUGCUAUCACGGCAAAUAUGACGUCGAAAACAAGAGCGGCGACACCUUCGGCAUUCUUAGCCAAACCCCAUGUGGCAACAGGGACAAAGUCAGUGUCGACUGCUUCUGGAUGAACGCGCCCGCGUUCUUUAUGGCGUACGACGAUGGCGGCUCCGACAACCUCGCCUACAGCAUCGACACCAAUAAGUGCAAGUACGACUCUUACUGGCGAACGAUCAACUGCGGCGGAAACUAG
Moesziomyces antarcticus is the source of this 384-nucleotide messenger RNA. RefSeq lists its product as uncharacterized. NCBI's taxonomy places the organism in Eukaryota, Fungi, Basidiomycota, Ustilaginomycetes, Ustilaginales, Ustilaginaceae. The record is from RefSeq and is a predicted model, not a curated record. The coding region runs from base 1 to 384 and encodes 127 amino acids. The transcript has a single exon.